Messenger RNA from Anguilla anguilla (European eel), 4497 nucleotides. It is a transcript of the gene zswim6, whose product is annotated as zinc finger, SWIM-type containing 6. The record is from RefSeq and is a predicted model, not a curated record. The transcript is spliced from 14 exons. Bases 273 to 3671 code for a protein of 1132 amino acids. Gene Ontology annotation, cellular component: Cul2-RING ubiquitin ligase complex. NCBI's taxonomy places the organism in Eukaryota, Metazoa, Chordata, Actinopteri, Anguilliformes, Anguillidae.
GGCUGCACAGAGGAUUCGCCGACGUUCGGGAAUUCCGCCUCUCGUUCCUUUUUUAGCCCAGCACGGGGACUGCCAGACAGCCAGUAUCCGCCUCUCAUGCUUAAUUAAGCUACACAAAGGACUUAUCAACACUCGGAGCGACCGCCUAUUUUACCAAAUAAGGUCGGGCUACCCAUACACGGGGAACAAUCGAGCAAAGUGUACCCUUUCCCUUCCUUAUCCCGUUUAUAUGGUACUGUGACUUCCGCCGUUGCUGUAAGAGCAGUGCGAUCAUGGCGGAGCGCGUUCAGCAGCCCCCAGCUAAACGGCUCUGCUGCCGACCCGGCUAUAACCCGACGUGUAGACAGGGACAGCGGGCCGGAGGAACAGCAUGUGGUGGUCCGGGGACUGCCCAGGGGGGAUCGGGCAAAACCCAGAGCCCGGAGUCGCUACUGGACAUCGCGGCAAGGAAGGUAGCCGAGAAGUGGCCGUUUCAGAGGGUGGAGGAGCGUUUCGAAAGGAUCCCGGAGCCCGUCCAAAGGAGGAUCGUCUACUGGUCUUUCCCCAGGAGCGAACGGGAGAUCUGCAUGUAUUCUUCCUUCAACACAGGCGGAGAGGAGAGUGGGGCCGCCGCGGAAAACAGCGACGAGACGCGGCUGCCUUUCCGACGAGGCAUCGCUUUGCUGGAGAGCGGCUGCGUAGACAACGUACUGCAAGUCGGUUUUCACCUCAGCGGCACGGUGACGGAGGCCGCCACGCCGUCGGAGCCCGAGGUCGUCUGCAACGUGGCCAUCAGCUUCGACCGCUGCAAGAUCACGUCCGUCACCUGCGGCUGCGGCAACAAGGACAUCUUCUACUGCGCCCACGUGGUGGCGCUGUCCCUGUACCGCAUACGCAAGCCCGACCAGGUCAAGCUGCACCUGCCCAUCUCAGAGACGCUCUUUCAGAUGAACCGCGACCAGCUGCAGAAGUUUGUACAGUAUUUAAUCACCGUGCACCACACGGAGGUGCUGCCCACCGCCCAGAAGCUGGCCGACGAGAUCCUCUCCCAGAACUCCCAGAUCAAUCAAGUGCACGGGGCCCCGGACCCCACGGCGGGGGCCAGCAUAGACGACGAGAACUGCUGGCACCUGGACGAGGAGCAGGUCCAGGAGCAGGUGAAGCUCUUCCUGUCACAAGGCGGUUACCAUGGCUCCGGCAAGCAGCUCAACCUCCUAUUCGCCAAGGUGCGGGAGAUGCUGAAGAUGAGGGACUCAAACGGGGCGCGCAUGCUCACCCUCAUCACCGAGCAGUUCAUGGCCGACCCCCGCCUGUCGCUAUGGAGACAGCAGGGGACCACCAUGACCGACAAGUACAGGCAGCUGUGGGACGAGCUAGGGGCCCUGUGGAUGUGCAUAGUCUUAAACCCGCACUGCAAGCCGGAGCAGAAGCUGGCCUGGCUCAGACAGCUGAACAAGUGGAACAGCGUGGACGUGUGUCCCUGGGAGGACGGUAACCACGGAAACGAGCUGCCCAAUUUAACCAACGCCUUGCCUCAGGGCGCGCACGCUAACCAAGAUUUGGCCAACAGGCCCCACCGGACGGUCUUCACGCGAGCCAUCGAAGCGUGCGAUCUGCACUGGCAGGACAGCCACCUGCAGCACAUCAUCAGCAGCGACCUCUACACCAACUACUGUUACCAUGACAACACUGAAAACUCGCUCUUCGACUCCCGGGGACGGCCCCUGUGGCACGAGCACGUCCCCACGGCCUGCGCCCGGGUGGACGCCCUGCGUUCCCAUGGCUACCCCCGGGAGGCGCUGUGGCUCGCCAUCUCCAUCGUCAACACCCUGCGGCGGCAGCAGCAGAAGCAGCUGGAUCUCUUCCGCGCGCACAAGAAAGAGCUGCUUCUUAAAGGCGUGACCUCAAUCACGAACCUGGAGGGGUGGGUGGGGCACCCCCUGGACCCCAUCGGCACCCUGUUCAGCACCCUGACGGAGACGGGCCGGGGGGACGACGACGGCUCGCCGGGGUUACUGGACUUCUCAGAUGGGGGGGGUCCGGCCAAGUGCUCGGCCCCUCAGCCGUUCCUGGCGCAGCGGCUCCUGGAGGAGGGCGAGACGUGCCUGUCGCUGGCGGUGGAGAUGGCGCUGGUGGGGCUGGGGCAGCAGAGGAUCAUGCCCGACGGGCUGUACGCCCAGGAGAAGGUCUGCCGCAACGAGGAGCAGCUCAUCUCCAAGCUGCUGGAGGUGGACCUCAGCGACCACCUGGUCAAGAUAUUCCGCAAGCAAGCAGUCUUCCUGUUAGAAGGUGGUCCGUAUAGCGGUCUGGGCGAGCUCGUGUACAGAGAGAGCGUUCCCAUGCACACCUUCGCCAAGUAUCUCUUCACCUCCCUCCUACCUCACGAUGCUGAACUGGCGUAUAAAAUUGCACUGAGAGCCAUGCGGUUACCAGUGUUGGAAUCCACGGCUCCGACAGGCGACAUGUCCCGGCCUCACCACAUAGUGUCGGUGGUUCCCAACCGCUACCCGCGCUGGUUCACCCUCAGCCACAUCGAGUCGCAGCAGUGCGAGCUGGCCUCCACCAUGCUCACGGCAGCCAAAGGCGACGGUCGACGGCUCGAAACAGUAUUAGAGUCCAUCCAAAAAAACAUCCACUCCUCAUCCCACAUCUUCAAGCUGGCCCAGGACGCCUUCAAGAUCGCCACACUCAUGGACAGCCUGCCUGACAUCACUCUGCUCAAAGUCUCCCUGGAGCUGGGUCUUCAGGUUAUGAGAAUGACGCUCUCCACGCUGAACUGGCGGCGGCGGGAGAUGGUGAGGUGGUUGGUCACGUGUGCUACUGAAGUGGGGGUGUUCGCGCUGGACAGCAUCAUGCAGAGCUGGUUCACACUCUUCACGCCCACAGAGGCCACCAGCAUCGUGGCCACCACGGUGAUGUCCAACAGCACCAUCGUGCGGCUCCACCUGGACUGCCACCAGCAGGAGAACCUGGCGGGCAGCGCCCGGACGCUGGCGCUGCAGUGCGCCAUGAAGGACCCGCAGAACUGCGCCCUGUCGGCGCUCACGCUCUGCGAGAAGGACCACAUCGCCUUCGAGACGGCCUACCAGAUCGCGCUGGACGCCGCCGCCACCGGCAUGAGCUACACGCAGCUGUUCACCAUCGCCCGCUACAUGGAGCACCGCGGCUACCCCAUGCGCGCCUACAAGCUGGCCACGCUGGCCAUGACGCACCUCAACCUCAGCUACAACCAGGACACGCACCCCGCCAUCAACGACGUGCUCUGGGCCUGCGCCCUCAGCCACUCGCUGGGCAAGAACGAGCUGGCCGCCAUCAUCCCCCUGGUGGUCAAGAGCGUGAAGUGCGCCACCGUGCUGUCGGACAUCUUGCGGCGGUGCACGCUCACCACGCCGGGCCUGGUGGCCCUGCACGGGCGGAGGAACUCUGGGAAGCUGAUGUCGCUGGACAAGGCCCCGCUAAGACAGCUGCUGGACGCCACGAUCGGGGCGUACAUCAACACCACGCACUCGCGGCUGACCCACAUCAGCCCGCGGCACUACAGCGAGUUCAUCGAGUUCCUGGGCAAGGCCCGAGAGACCUUCCUCAUGGCCCACGACGGACACAUCCAGUUCAGACAGUUCAUCGACAACCUAAAACAGAUUUACAAAGGCAAGAAGAAACUGAUGAUGCUGGUCCGAGAAAGGUUCGGUUAACCAGUGUUUCUGCCCCCCCCCACCCCCCCUCUUUUUACUUGAGCCCCCGCCGGCCUUUGUGCCCCCUUUUUAAAUUAAAAUGAAAAAAGAAAAAAAACGGACGAGGAAAAAAAAAAACGACAAAAAAUAAAACGACAAAAAACACUAACAGAGCCACACCGGUAUUAUGUGUGCAGAACUAUUUAGUUCGCAAAAAAAAGAGAAAAUUGUCAUGUUGUGAAAGUUUGUGUGUUUUUCUUUUUAUUUGUAUGAGUGAGAGAGAAAGAGAGAGUGUGUGAAAGAGAGAGAGAGAGAGGCAAGAGAAAAACAAAAUGUUUUGGUUUACACUGAGUAUAUGUUGUCCAGUGGCGAAAGUCCACAUAGCUCUCCUGUUACUUCUGAAAGCAUUCACAGCCUCAAAAAAAUAUGGCUUUAAACCAAACAAAACACCUCCAUCCUAAGUGACAAGUACCUCGUAUGGAUCCAGCUUUACUCCUUUGUAAUCCAUUCUCACAUUUCAGUGUAGUUUCAAAAAGAAAAAAAAAACGCAAAAGGAUACAACCGAAAAAAAAAAUACAGAUUUUACUUUGAAAAAAAGGAAAAUAAAGAAACAAAAAAGAACCAGAGAUCUCCAACUCCAGGCUGAUCACAUGGCUUUGCAGUGCUGUUUGUCAACAACCACAACAACAAGAAACAACGGAAGCGUGUCACACUGCUCAUUUCGUGUGGAAACUUAGCGACUGUCAACAUACAUUCUCAGGGAUUUCUCAAGAAAAAAAAAAAAAGAAACGAAAAAGGAAGAAUGAGAGCAUUUAUUGUACUGUAUAUAUGAUAGUAUAUGUCUGAA